UUUUCCGCGACUUUUCUUUCCCAAAAUUCAUUUCUUCCCAAUAUGGCAAUUUAACUAAAAGAAAGAAAGAAAGAAACAGAAGAAGAAAUCUCCAAAUCGGAAAUGGAAGACGGCGGCGGCGGCAGCAUACUAGAAUCAAUCGGCUCGGAAAUAAUCGGAGUAAUGUCUCCAGUGUCAAUCUGCAUGUUCUUAGUAGUUCUGCUAGUCUACUCCCUCACCAACACCUCCGCCUCCUCCGCCGUCCGUACGGCCGCCAAUCUCGUCUACCUCGAGUCCCCCACCGAUACCCCUGCUGAGAAACUCGAAGGUGCACUCUUGAACGCUCUCGUUUUUGUGAUCCUCAUUGCCUUUGUCACUUUCGUCUUAGUCCUUCUCUACUACUACCGUUGCACAAGUUUUCUCAAGCACUAUACUCGCUUCUCCGCCUUCUUUGUCCUCUCCUUUAUGGGUGGGCCUAUAUUUCUCACUAUCAUUCAACAUUUCAACAUCCCAGUCGAUUCAGUAACUUGCUUUAUACUACUUUUCAAUUUCUCAAUUCUUGGGGUUUUGUCGGUUUUUUCAAAUGGGGUCCCGAUCUUAAUUAGGCAGUCUUACAUGGUUGCUUUGGGAAUUGUUGUGGCUGCUUGGUUUACGAGAUUGCCCGAGUGGACUACUUGGGUUUUACUGGUGGCACUGGCAUUGUAUGACUUGGUUGCAGUUUUGGCGCCCGGUGGGCCUUUGAAAAUUUUGGUUGAAUUGGCGUCUAGACGGCAGGAGGAGCUCCCAGCUUUGGUUUAUGAGGCUAGGCCUACAACUAAUGCUAACAUUUCGGGGUCUCGAGGAGGAUCUACUUUGGCUGGCCUUCUUGUUGCUGGGAUGUCGCAGAAUGAUGGUAGUGAUCAUGGAGUUGAGCUUCAGGCUGUGUCAGCAUCACCAAGAACGAAUAUUGGGAAUUAUGAGAAUGAGAUUGCGAGUGAGAGUGGGCAUAUGGUUAUAAAUAUGGACAAUGAUGAUGAGGAGGAGGUUGAAGUUGUGAGAGAAGAUCAAGAGGAGACUUCGCCCUUGAUGGCUGGUAAUUCAAGGGAAAGGUCGAGAUCUCCAAUGAUGUAUGAGAGUACUGAUAACAGUAGUAGGCGAUUGAAUGAAGUAGCAGUUGCAGAAAUGAUGAGACCGCGUAGGGAAAGAGAUGGUGAUGAGAUGAUUGAGGUAAUGAAUGGUAGGGGAAUUAAGCUUGGGUUAGGGGACUUUGUGUUCUACAGUGUAUUGGUAGGAAGGGCAGCCAUGUAUGAUCUGAUGACAGUUUAUGCUUGUUAUCUCGCUAUUAUAUCAGGACUUGGCUGCACAUUGAUAUUGUUGGCUGUUUGUCGUCAUGCUUUGCCAGCGCUUCCAAUUUCGAUUGCUUUGGGGGUCAUAUUUUACUUUUUGACGCGGUUGUUAAUGGAGCCCUUUGUAGUUGGGACUUCAUCAAAUCUGAUGAUGUUCUGAUGUACUUGGGUUUUGGAUAUGACAGCUGUAAGGAUUGAGGAACUCUGUAGUAAUCUAGGACAUCAUUUCUUAAGUUUACUUUCUGAACAUAUAUGGAUUUGAACUUCAGUAACUUCAUCACGUCAAGCUUUGACUGGACGGAAGAUAUGCAUUGCUGCAGCGUGGUAGUCAUGUCCCAAAUUGUAAAUUGACUAAUUUACAGGUUUGAUCUGUAAUCUAAGCUGAUCUAAACUAGUUUCUGCUGCUGAAAUAUAGUUCAUGAUUCUGUUAUUUCGGCAUAUAAGGACUCAGUAUAGCAUAAUAUGCAAGAAAGAGCACUUUUCUAUA
Messenger RNA from Coffea eugenioides, 1791 nucleotides. RefSeq names its product presenilin-like protein At1g08700. The record is from RefSeq and is a predicted model, not a curated record. Gene Ontology annotation, biological process: protein processing. Bases 103 to 1464 code for a protein of 453 amino acids. The transcript has a single exon. Gene Ontology annotation, cellular component: membrane; nucleus. Gene Ontology annotation, molecular function: aspartic endopeptidase activity, intramembrane cleaving. Lineage: Eukaryota; Viridiplantae; Streptophyta; Magnoliopsida; Gentianales; Rubiaceae.